This is a messenger RNA of Hyaloscypha bicolor E, 2121 nucleotides long. RefSeq lists its product as uncharacterized. NCBI's taxonomy places the organism in Eukaryota, Fungi, Ascomycota, Leotiomycetes, Helotiales, Hyaloscyphaceae. The transcript has 5 exons. Bases 1 to 2121 code for a protein of 706 amino acids. The record is from RefSeq and is a predicted model, not a curated record.
AUGGAAAGGCCAACAGAACCUACAAUGGGAGUGGCGACCGCUCCAGAUAUGUCACAAGAAUAUGUUUCGUCCGUCAAAACGACGUCGAAGGGCAGCAGCACGUGCUUAUCGGAGGAAAAGACAGCUUCAGAGAAUGGAAAUUGUGUUCUUACCGAGCCUGUGCGAGGGGUUGUUCCUGUCUUGAGGGAGAGAAGAUCAUCAAACAGCCCUGAGAGCGCCAGCUUCAAAGAAGUAAACAUGAAAAAUGACAUUAAUGGCGUGUCCGUUGCGGCAAACCGACUUAAAUACUUUGACUACGUCCCAAUUAAAACGUCAAUCGCGGUCGCCGAAGGAUACCCCAAGCUCGACUUCAAACCAUUCGUACUCCGGAAAUUCUUCCUCGCCGCCACAUUGCUCUUCUUUUCUGCCUGCCUAGGCGGAAUUAUCACCUUGAUACUCAUUGCGCACAACAAGACACACUACUUACGCGUUCACACCUUGAGCACCAGCCUCGCCUUUCGAUACGUUCCAGUUGCCAUCGGAACGUUAACCAUAAUCUGGUGGCGAUCGAUCAUGACUGCCUUGGCAAGAACAACGCAGUACAUCUCAAUGGCGGGACAAAACAAUCACGAGAAGGCCCAUCACAGGCUUCAACGAACGCUUUUGAACGAAUACGCAACUACAGCAUUCAAUCCAGCAAAUGUGAUGGGUGUGGCUAGAAAUGGACACUGGUUGCUAUUCAUCUGCCUCGUGCUUCAAGUUAUGAUGAUGAUCCUCCUGGUUCCAUUGAAAGCUUCAUUUGUUUUGAUCACCGCUGGUAGUGAUGGUUGGACUGUCGCUGUCCUAUACGAAGUCGGGUUAUGGGAUCGGGAGACCGGACUUAAGUGGGAUCCUGUCACUAUCGCAGAUCAAGUUGCACUAGUUCAAGGCUCGAACAUUUUUCCUAUGCUUGAAGGGCUAGAAUUCGCUACUCCCAGGGAGUGCUCAAGCAUACUUGCAACACGUUCUUCUCAUUUCGGAACUUUGAGGCUAGGAUAUUGGAUGCAUAGAUGCAACGACAGCCCCGCAGCUUCGAAUGUCAAAUCAUCUCUCAAUUCCAAUAACAAAGGUGGUUCGAAUAUCGGCGCUUACACAUACCGAGUAGCCGAAAUCAAUGAGUUGCAGCUCGACUUUGGUCAAGUUCGUUUGCCAAGCUCCGUAAAUUACCGUUACCGGAGUGCAUUAUGGGCAGUUAACGACAUAUCUCUGUCUGCUUUUGGCAUGAUUCUCACUGUUUUGAUUGUGUUAAUAACAGCCGGGUUAGCCAAGCAUCGUAUCCAAGCCGGGUUCAAGGAUACGUUCAUGCUUCUUACGCCCAGUACGGUUCACAUGACUGUCGCAACUCUCCACAGUUUCGAAGCAUCUUUCCUCUUACGUUUCAUCCCAGUACUUCUUAUGAACCUUUCUAGUUGUAUCUGGGAUAUGGCGGAUAUGUUCUACAGAAUUACGGAGCCGUUCGCAAGCAUGAGGGAACCGGGUCCUGCGGCAGCAAACCUAUUAUUGGACUAUCCCUCUACAGCUCCCGUAGCCAUUACGAUCAAAGCAAUUCAGAACGGCCAUUGGCGCGUGGCAUUGUGCUCCACCUUUUCGUUGUUGGCCAACAUUCCGCCUAUUAUCGCCACCAGUAUCUUUGUUGGAACGCCAACGCCAGAUGGGGUUGCAAUCUCCAUUGAGCCAAUCAAUUUUUGGGUCUUCUACGUCCUACUUAUUGUAUACUUAGUAUUUCUGGUGAUUCUCCGGCCUACGCCUAGUUAUCGCUUACCUCGAGUUGUGCGGAACCUUUGUGACGUUCUUAGCUACUGCUACGCAAGCACCUUUCUGGACGACCUCGGCACAGAUGGCAAGCCUAUAUUCGCAGCCCAAGAGAAGGAUGACCAAAAGGUUCACCUCGAAUCGAGAAUCCAUCUUGCAAAGAAAGAGUACCAGUUCGGACUAUAUUUAGGCGAAGAUGGAAAACGUCAUAUUGGAUUUGAUGUAGCCGUUAGAGAUGACGCGAACAGAGGACCUGUAGAAGUCCAAACAUUCGACCCUGGUUGGGGCAUCCGUGGCCUCGGGAUGUGGUCCUUGUGGCGGAAGCCGAAGAUUUUGAAAGAAACAGUUUGA